GCAACGCAAAAGGCUCUAGUGCAAUCUUGCAAAAAAUGUCGCCAAUCAAGCGCGGAUGUACGGGCGCGCUCGGUAAUUAUGAUUCGCCAAGGGAUAUCGCGUGAAUUCGCCUGGCACAGGCAAGUGUCUUCAUUCUCGUGGGGAAUCGUACGCGCCUCGAGUUUGCCUCGCUCGACCGUGUUUUUAUUCCCCCGUUACUCCGAGACCUUCCAUCCUAACCUAACAAAAUUUCCGAAGCGUGCGGGUCCGCGUUGCUGCGGUAUGGCAACCCGCCCGGCGGGGUUCUUAUCGGAUGGCAGACGACACUUGACAGAUCUCUUCCGCGCCGCCGUGAAAGCGGUGUCUCCGAACGAGAUCAUCAGAAGGAAAGUGAGACUCCGGGAUGACGUUCUGUAUGUCAACAAUGAGAGAUAUCCGCUCGGGAAGAACGUUUACUUGGUCGGAUUCGGCAAAGCGGUUAUGGGGAUGGCCGUGGAGCUCGAGAGGAUACUCGGUGACGUCCUGAAGAAAGGUAUACUCAGCAUACCGAGCAGGUCGCUGGACGCGAUAUGGGAGUCCGAGGAUAAGUCCAGCUUCCCGAAGCUGCACGACAGCGUGAUCGAGUAUCGCGAGGGUGGCGUCGACAAUCAGCCCAACGGCGAGUCGUUGGAGGCCACACACCGUAUUAUAGAUCUGGUGGAGAAUUUAACUAACACCGACACUCUGAUAGUCUUGGUAUCAGGCGGAGGCUCGGCUUUGCUGUACAUGCCGAGGCCGGUCCUCGACCACGAGGACAAGCUGCAGCUGUGCAGGAAACUUCAGAACGCAGGUGCCGGUAUCACCGAGCUCAACGUCGUGAGAAGAAAGUUGUCUCUCGUGAAAGGCGGCGGCCUGGCACGAAUGGCUCAUCCGGCUUCCGUAAUCACGCUCAUAUUAUCCGAUAUCAUCAACGACCCCGUGGACCUAAUCGCCAGUGGCCCCACUGUGUACAACGCCAAAGCACCGGAGGAGAUAGCCGCUGUCCUGAGAAAGUACAACCUGUAUCAGUCGCUAGAUGGUGACCUGAAGAAAGUUUUAACAUCCAAGGAGACCCACAACGACGCUCCACUGUUGAAUACAGCCGGUCAGUUUAAGCACGUGACGAACAUAAUCGUGGGGAACAAUACGAUGGCCGUGGAAGCCGCGUCGCGAGAAGCGUUGCGCAAAGGAUUCACUCCGAUAAUCCUGAGGAACGAUGUUCAGGGCGACGUGCGUGACGUUGCCGCGGCGUACGUGCGCAUUGCGAGUUCGGUAAUCCUCGCAAUGAGAGGUGAAUUGAGCCUGGAAGAUUUCUGUGACCGAGUCUGCAACGAGCCGACGAUUCCGUUGGAUUCUCCGAAAUCACGCGAGAUCUAUCGUUCCGUUGUCGGCGAUAUCGGUGAUAUUGUUCUGAUUGGUGGAGGAGAGCCCACGGUUCGGGUGACGGGUGAAGGAAAAGGCGGCAGGAAUCAGGAAUUGGCCGCGAGCUUCUCGCUAAGUUUCUUCAGUGCGAUCAGGUCGCGGCCGACGCUCGCUAACUGCGAGGUGAUGAUGUUGAGCGCCGGUACCGAUGGUCAGGAUGGUCCCACCGACGCCGCCGGUGCGUUCGGUUAUCCCGCCAUCGCGCCUGUAACGUACGAUCUUCGCCGGAAAGUCCAAGCUAUGCUCGGUGAGAAAUUCGCGCCGAUCUCGUCCCGGGAAGCGAUGAAAUACGCGAGGACGAUAACUGACGAAGGGGACACGCGGGAUCCGUCGUGUGAAAAACCGGGAACGAAUAACGCGAUCGAUCCUCGGGUGUUAACGAUGAUGGAAGCGGAACGCAUGUUGAUCGACAACACUCUGGCGAAUAACGACACGUACAAUUUUUACUCACGCUUCAAAAGAGGCGCGGAUUUACUGAAGACGGGACUCACCGGCACCAAUGUUAUGGACUUACACUUGAUUUACAUAAGAAAGGAACCAUGCGAAUCCGCGAUAUCCGACGAGGUAACACAGUGUGAACGCAUCUUCGACGCGCACGAUUUGCGCGCCGAUGCAACUACCGUCGCCAAAUACAAGACGAUGCAGGCUUCCUUACAAUUUGACGAGGACGAAGACUUAACUGCUAAAGCGAGGGAAGGUAAGCCGCCGCUCAACAUAAGGAUCGUCGAUAAGAGUCUUACGGACCCGUGUUGCGAUAAAAACUGCAAGCAAUGAUUCAGCGGAUGAUACGGUGAAGAAUGUGCGAUAAAACGGCCUGUAUUAUAGCGCAAUUAAAAUUAUAUACGCACAAUAUUUUCCUCUAACGAAGAAUAAAUAUUUUAUAUUGUUGUAAUACCGAGAA
Molecule: messenger RNA, 2320 nt
Organism: Dinoponera quadriceps
Lineage: Eukaryota; Metazoa; Arthropoda; Insecta; Hymenoptera; Formicidae
Product: glycerate kinase
Exons: 1
Coding region: 79-2193 (704 amino acids)
Biological process (GO): protein phosphorylation
Cellular component (GO): cytoplasm
Molecular function (GO): glycerate kinase activity
Source: RefSeq, a predicted model, not a curated record